GCUACGACGCCGCCGCCUGGCUGGCCGAGAACGACGUUACUUCGCAGCCAUUGGACGAUGCCCGUGCUGCGUGGAAAGAGCCUGCUAUCCAGUUUCAUAUAUCUGAUGCUUUGCUACAGGAAAUGACACGCGGCAAUGUACGUGAAUCAUUUGAUGUCAACGAUCGUUUUGCCGGAUAUCCAGUGACCGGCAAUGGAACGCUUACCGGGAAAUACAGUCUUGAUCCAAUUUCCAAUGGCACGCUGAACUGGCAUUUUCGGGGAACGAGUUCUUCUCAGACGACGGCAUAUGCCAGCGAAGCAAUCGUCUAUCAGCGAAGUACUACAUCGAUCGAUGCACAGUUUCCCAUCGCCUGGGACCAGGGAAAGUUUGUCCUUCGCAACUCGCGUGUCGUUGCCAACGCCAAUGUUCAGCCGUACUCCGCUCAAAGCCGCAUGCGACGCGGAUCAAAUACUGUCGUCCAACGGGCCAUGCAAAAUGCCAGGGCCAACAGCAGUCGUGCCGAACGCGAUUCUGAAGCCAAGACGGAAGCAUACAUCCGGCGACGUAUGGGAGACGAAGUCCGUCAGGAAGUUGCCCGAUUGAAUCAAGCUUGGUCAUCCCUGUGGAGUCGUGUGCUAUCCAAUGAAUCAGACGCUCCAAAAAUGAACCUAAGUUAUCGCGACGCUUCGACGGUAGCCUCUUUGGACUUACCGCCGCCCUAUCCAGGCUCCCCGCAAGUGCAGGGAAUUCGUGGUGGAUAUGCUGGAGCCAACAUACACGAGAUCGGGCUCGAGUAUUUAUGCCAUGACUGGUUCGCCGGUGAAUCACUUACCGGACAAGAGCUGGAAGAACGCCUGGACGGUGAAAAGGCAUCCGAAAAAGCUGCUCCUCCCGAAGAGCAACUGCUUCUCACAUUCGCCGACUCCUUCCCAGUACAAUUCGAGUUCGAGAAAAAUGAACUGACGCUACACGCGCAUUUCACCCAGCUACGGACUCCGAAGGGAACGCUGGACAACGUCAUUGCAACGGUCACCUAUCGUCUAGAAGGGGAACUCGAAAAGGAAUGGAAUCUUGUUCGAGUCGAUAAGCCGAAGAUCGAAAACAAGGAAGACACCAGUUCUCGAAACGUCCGCGAACUGAUCAUUCGACGAGUCGCACUGAAUCUUUUGGAUCGCGAUAUUCCAACAACGAUUGAUUUGACACCCCUUUCACGACGCCUUCUUGACGAGAUGGAAAUCGACCAGCCGCUUGUACCGCAAAUGGCCGCCACCAAAGAAGGCUGGCUGCAGAUCUGGUGGUAUUUCUAG
Molecule: messenger RNA, 1289 nt
Organism: Symbiodinium sp. CCMP2456
Lineage: Eukaryota; Dinophyceae; Suessiales; Symbiodiniaceae
Source: the annotation of a GenBank genome assembly